AUGUCCCCGCCCGCACUGCUCUGCUAUCACCAUUGCUCCGGACGCAAACAGCCGCUCCUCACUCAAAGCGGGAGUUAUUCUCUCCGAGCCCCCCAGCGUGGCGGACAGUUCAAGAAGGAAGUGGUGUUGGACGGGCAGAGUCACCUGUUACUGAUCCGAGAGGAAGGGGGUGCCCCGGACCUCAAGUUUGCCAGCUGGGUGGAUGCCGUGGUCUUUGUGUUCAGCCUGGAGAACGAAGACAGCUUCCAGGAGGUCUCCCAGUACUACAACCUCCUGAGCAGCUACCGCAACCCCUCGGAGGUGGCCGUGGCCCUGGUGGGCACGCAGGACAAGAUCAGCUCCACCAACCCCCGGGUGAUCGAGGACCCGCAGGCCCGGGCGCUCUGCAGCGACAUGAAACGCUGCCUCUACUACGAGACCUGCGCCACCUACGGCCUCAACGUUGACCGGGUCUUCAGUGAAGGAUCGGGGCGGCGAGACAGCUGGGCCGGAGCUGCUGGCUCAGCAGAGAAAGCCGAGGGCUGA
Molecule: messenger RNA, 525 nt
Organism: Trachemys scripta elegans
Lineage: Eukaryota; Metazoa; Chordata; Testudines; Emydidae
Product: arf-GAP with GTPase, ANK repeat and PH domain-containing protein 1-like
Exons: 5
Coding region: 1-525 (174 amino acids)
Cellular component (GO): nucleus
Molecular function (GO): GTP binding; GTPase activity
Source: RefSeq, a predicted model, not a curated record